Camelina sativa (false flax) is the source of this 849-nucleotide messenger RNA. The record is from RefSeq and is a predicted model, not a curated record. Lineage: Eukaryota; Viridiplantae; Streptophyta; Magnoliopsida; Brassicales; Brassicaceae.
UCAUCAUAUCCAUCAAACACAUACUUAUCAUUAUUUCAUUCAACAACUCAAACAUCUCCAUCUCUCUCUCUCUCUCACUCUCUUGAAAGCUCCCAUUAUUAUAUUAAAAAAACACUAAUUAGUUAACACAUAUACCGAUCAAUGGACAUCGUCAAGAAAAGUACCAAAGCUGGUUCAUCAUCAUCAUCAUCGUCUUCCACUUCAUUUGAUCAUCUGUUUGGUCCGAAAGGAUCAGCCAGCUCUGCUUCUUCUUGUUCAACUAUACUCGACUCCAUCUUCCCUCCUCCGGUAGCAAGGAAGAAGGGAAGCCACACUGCUCCUGAAUCCCAAGGCAGCAUCUCUCAACCCACUGAUGAGAUCAGAAGCAGCCAUGAAAAGAGAGAAGCUUCCUAUUUCAGCUCCUCCAUUUACUAUGGAGGUCAGCAACACUACUCACCUCCACGAACUGAUGGCUCGUCAUCCACUUCUCCAUCUCAUGAGUCCAAAGAAACUGAUAAUCGCACUGACCCAACCCCCUCAACUUCCAGAGGAAAUUGGUGGAAAGGUACUCACCAAUUUCUUAAUCAUAACUUGAUUACUCAGUAAUCUAAUUAUUCUCGUAUAACUCUCACUCAUUGAUGGAUUGUUUCAUUAAUGCAGGUUCUUUGUAUUACUAAGAUCAACCUAAAAGUCGUCCACUUGAGUUUCGCAAUGGCCAUAUGCAGUGUGAUCUUUGGCUUUUGUUUAUAAGUUCUUCAUCUUUUUUUCUUUUGUAAUCCCAUAUAUUAAAAGAGGGAUGUUAAUGGACCGCAUCUAUGACUAAUGUAUCGCAUACAACAAGUAAUUAAAAUACUCACAAUCAUCUCAGUA